CGAAGACGGCAGCGGCGACCUGCAGUUUCCCGAGUUCGACAAGGCCCUCGUCGAAAUCCUCGCAAUCGACGAGGAAUCCUCGGCGAGGAUGCUCGCCGGGCGCAGGGCGCUUUUCGACCGCUACGACCGGGAUACCACCGAGGACCUGUCCUACGAGGAACUGGCCGACGGGCUCUUCCGACUCAAGCCGCAUCCGCUGGCUGACGUGGAGUCCCGGCGCCUGAUGGAGAAGAUCCGCAAGGGGAUCGUCACGAGCGAGGGCAUCUACGGCCUCCGGUACUUUGGCUUCAACCUCCGCACCAUGGACGAUCAGAAGCUCGGCUACUUGCCCGUCGACGAGCUGCUCGUAUGCCUAAAAGACGUCAAUGUUCAAAUCGCUGACCACGAGAAGAAACUGCUCCUGAAGUUCUUCGACCUGAGCCCCGCUCCGAAGGGGACCAUCGACAUCACCGAGUUCAUGCGCGGCAUCCGCGGCAAGUUUCUGAAGUCUCGCAUAGCGCUGCUCGAGCGCGUGUGGAGGGAGAAGAUCGCCCCCACCGGCGCGCAGAAGGUGCCCAUAAAGGAGGUUCUCCGCUUGAUCGACUUUACGCACGACCCAGACGUGUUCACCGGCCGACUCACUAGGGAGCAGGCCAUCAGGGACUUCCCGGACCUCUGGGACAAGAACUUGGACGGGUUCAUCAACUGGCACGAGUUUGUUGACUUUUACCGCGACAUCUCCGCUGCCCUUGAAACCGAAGCGCACUUCGAGAUGAUUCUCAGGAACGCUUGGAGCUUUAACUUCGUCGAGACUAAUACCAUCAAGACCAUAGGAAGGAGGGUCCUCGUGUCGCUCAAGAACGGUCAUAAGAAGUACGUGGACUUUGACGUGCCGGAGGAUGAGUACUUCAACCCCGACGACUUGACGUUCAUGCGCAAGAAGCUGUUCCUGCGCGGCGUCAAGGACGUCCUGAUGGUGCACGACGCCGGUCUCGCGCCAGAGAAGCACAAGACCGGCGCGACGUCAAGGGGUAUCGUGGCCGAGCAGGCCUUGGGCUACGGGUCCAUGCGCGCCGGGUAGAGUAGCACUAACUAAUAAGCC
Micromonas commoda is the source of this 1081-nucleotide messenger RNA. RefSeq lists its product with no specific name. Bases 89 to 1060 code for a protein of 323 amino acids. Gene Ontology annotation, molecular function: calcium ion binding. The transcript has a single exon. The record is from RefSeq and is a predicted model, not a curated record. Lineage: Eukaryota; Viridiplantae; Chlorophyta; Mamiellophyceae; Mamiellales; Mamiellaceae.